Messenger RNA from Plectropomus leopardus (leopard coralgrouper), 790 nucleotides. NCBI's taxonomy places the organism in Eukaryota, Metazoa, Chordata, Actinopteri, Perciformes, Serranidae. The record is from RefSeq and is a predicted model, not a curated record.
UGAUGAUGUCAUGAUGACGUUGUGUGUCUUUCAGAGGGAGCGGGGCAACUGGAGGAUCCUGCUGAGCUCAGCAUUCAGGAGGACGUCCCUCCUGCUGUGGUACUCCUGGUUUGUGGCGUCCUUUUCGUACUACGGCUCGGUGCUGAGCAGCUCGGAGCUACUGGAAAAGAACCUGCUGUGUGUGACGGACGCAGACCGCCAUCAUCAGGUCAAACACCGCCACGAGGACGGACUCUGCUACUGCAUCCCCUUCCAAUUCAGCGACUACCAGACGCUGCUCAUCAGCUGCUUCGGCGAGGUAGCCCUGGUCCCCCUGAACAUCUGUCUGCUGAACGUGUUGGGACGGAAGAUGAGUCUGACCGUCCUGCAGCUGUCAGCCGCCGUCGUCUUCAUGCUGAUCAACAUCUGCUCCACCAUGUUCGGGUUCACGGUGCUCCUGUUCCUGCUGCGCUCGCUGGUCUCCAUGAACUUUAAUGUGGUUUAUAUUUACACUGCUGAGGUGUAUCCCACGGUGGCUCGCUCUCUGGGGAUGGGCUUCUGUACGUCCUUCAGUCGGAUCGGAGGGAUGAUCGCUCCGUUUAUCGCUCAGGUGCUGAUGUCUCAGUCGGUGAUUUUGGCGCUCAGUCCGUUCGCAGUGGCGUGUGUGAUCUGCGCUUUAGGAAACUUUUUGCUGCCGAUAGAAACCCGAGGACGAGCUCUGCUGGUGAGGAACGUUUUCUGUUUACUCUUUGUUUACCUCCUGUUGUUAUUUAUCUCUGUUUACUCUGUGUUUACCUCCUGUUGUUAUUUA